This is a messenger RNA of Ctenopharyngodon idella (grass carp), 5500 nucleotides long. RefSeq names its product WASH complex subunit 4 (gene washc4). The record is from RefSeq and is a predicted model, not a curated record. Gene Ontology annotation, biological process: endosomal transport; endosome organization. NCBI's taxonomy places the organism in Eukaryota, Metazoa, Chordata, Actinopteri, Cypriniformes, Xenocyprididae. The coding region runs from base 111 to 3632 and encodes 1173 amino acids. Gene Ontology annotation, cellular component: endosome; WASH complex. The transcript is spliced from 33 exons.
GUGACUCCCAACACAGCCCCUCCCCUCUCUGACACUGUGCAGUAAACCCCCAAACAGACUGACCUAAUGGCAGCUCUCUGAAAACACCAGUCUGUUUCGUUUCUAUCAGGAUGGCUGUGGAUUCAUUAUCUCCUGAUUGGGAGUUUGACCGCUUUGAUGAUGGAUCACAAAAAAUUCACACAGAAGUGCAAGUUAAAAACUAUGAGAAGUUUUUAGAGGAGUAUACCGCUCAGCUCCAAGGUAUUGAAGAAGCGCUAGACGACUCUGUUGGAGAUGUAUGGGACUUCACUCUGGAUCCCAUUGCUUUGAAGCUCCUGCCGUAUGAACAGUCCUCACUGUUGGAGCUCAUCAAGACAGAAAAUAAGGUGCUUAAUAAAGUCAUCACAGUGUAUGCAGCUCUUUGCUGUGAGGUUAAAAAGCUGAAAUAUGAGGCUGAAACCAAGUUCUACAAUGGAUUGUUGUAUUAUGGUGAAGGAGUGUCAGACACUAGUGUGGUGGAGGGAGAGUCUCAGAUUCAGAUGGGCCGCUUCAUUUCCUUCCUACAGGAGCUGUCUUGCUUUGUGUCGCGCUGCUUUGAGGUGGUGGUCAACAUGGUUCACCAGCUGGCUGCUUUGUACAACAGCAGCAAGGGUGCAACAAAAAUCAUUGAGUCCACAGGUGUACACUUUCAGACAGUGUACGAACAUCUGGGAGAACUUCUGGUGGUCCUCAUCACCCUGGAUGAGAUCAUGGAGAACCACGCCACACUGAGGGAACACUGGAAGAUGUACAAAAGGUUACUGAAAUCUGUCCAUCACAACCCGGCUAAGUUUGCCAUUCCAGAGGAGAAACUGAAGCCCUUUGAGAAGCUCUUACUGAAGCUGGAGGGGCAGCUGUUGGACAGCAUGAUCUUUCAGGCUUGUGUGGAGCAGAGGUUUGAUAACCCGGGAGAAGGCGUAUCGGUCUCUAAAAACAGUGCCUUUGCAGAGGAGUUUGCGUACAAUAUCAGAACCAUUUUUACCAACGUCGAGUCAAAGCUUGGUGAGCCAUCAGAGAUCGACCAGCGAGAUAAGUAUACGGGCGUAUGUGGCCUCUUUGUGCUACACUUCCAUAUCUUUAGGGCUGUGGACAAGAAGUUCUACAAAUCCCUGCUAGAUGUGUGUAAAAAGGUCCCUGCAGUCACAUUAGCAGCUAAUAUAAUCUGGUUUCCAGACACAUUUCUGAUAAACAAAGUCCCUGCGGCAGCUAAACUACUGGACAAGAAGAGCAUCCAGAGCAUCCGCAGCAGCAGAGACGCAUUCCUGCAGCAGAAGGCACAGACACUAAUGAAGGACAUGCAGUCCUACUACAUAUUUGUGACAUCCUGGAUGAUGAAGAUGGAGUCAAUAUUAUCGAAAGAACCGAAACCAGACAAACUGUCUGAAGACUUGAGCAACAGGUGUAAUACCUUUGUGCAGGGAAUCCUGUACGCUUACAGCAUCAGCACCAUCAUCAAGACCACUAUGAAUAUGUACACGUCCAUGCAGCGGCCCAUGACCAAGACCUCGGUGAAGGCCCUGUGCCGAUUGGUGGAGCUGUUAAAAGCUGUGGAGCAUACAUUCCACCGGCGCUCACUGGUUGUAGCAGAUUCUGUGUCUCACAUCACGCAGCAGCUGCAGUCUCAGGCUCUGGCCUCCAUCUCUACUGCUAAGAAACGAGUGAUCUCUGAUAAGAAGUACAGUGAGCAGAGGCUGGAUGUGCUGUCUGCUCUGGUUCUGGCUGAGAACACUCUGAAUGGGCCCAGCACCAAAGAGAGGAGACUGAUAGUGUCUCUGGCUCUCAGUGUUGGCACUCAGAUGAAAACCUUUAAGGAUGAGGAGCUCCUGCCUUUACAGCUUGUACUGAAAAAGCUGGACUUAAUCAGUGAACUUAGAGAGCGAGUCAAAGUGCAAUGCGACUGCAGUUUUCUGUACUGGCAUCGAACCAUCUUCCCCAUCUACCUGGAUGACGUGUACGAAAACGCAGUGGAUGCGGCCAGAAUUCAUUACAUGUUUAGUGCGCUCAGAGAUUGUGUGCCCACCAUGUUGCACGCCAAACACAUGGAGUCAUGUGAUCAGCUGCUGGAGUGUUAUGACUCUGAGAUCAUGGAAAUCCUCAAUGAGCACCUGCUAGACAAGCUGUGUAAGGAGAUUGAGAAGGACCUGCGCUUGUCUGUGCACACACACCUCAAACUGGAUGACCGAAAUCCUUUCAAAGUGGGCAUGAAGGAUCUGGCGCACUUUUUCUCUCUCAAGCCCAUUCGCUUCUUCAAUCGCUUCAUCGACAUCAAAGCCUAUGUGACUCACUAUCUAGACAAGACAUUUUACAACUUGACGACUGUGGCUCUUCAUGACUGGGCCACGUACAGUGAGAUGAGGAAUCUCGCCACACAGCGCUAUGGGUUGGUCAUGACUGAGGCCCAUCUCCCCAGCCAAACUCUGGAACAGGGACUGGAUGUCCUUGAGAUCAUGAGGAACAUUCAUGUCUUCGUCUCCCGCUACCUCUACAACCUGAACAACCAGAUCUUCAUUGAGAGGACCAGCAACAACAAGCACUUAAAUACUAUUAACAUCCGCCACAUUGCCAACUCCAUUCGCACUCAUGGAACCGGUAUCAUGAACACAACGGUGAACUUCACGUAUCAGUUCCUCCGCAAGAAGUUCUACAUUUUCAGUCAGUUCAUGUAUGACGAGCACAUCAAAUCCAGACUCAUCAAAGACAUCCGCUUCUUCAGGGAAACCAAGGAUCAGACCGACCAAAAGUACCCCUUUGAGCGAGCAGAGAAGUUCAACCGUGGCAUCAGGAAGUUGGGUCUUACUCCUGAUGGUCAGAGCUACCUGGAUCAGUUCAGACAGCUCAUCAGUCAGAUCGGCAAUGCGAUGGGCUAUGUGCGCAUGAUUCGGUCAGGAGGGCUGCACUGCUGCAGUAGCGCUAUUAGGUUUGUUCCUGAUCUAGAGGACAUUGUGAACUUUGAGGAGCUUGUGAAAGAGGAAGGCCUUUCUGAAGAGACGCAGAAGGCUGCCAGCCAACUGGAUUGUGUGCUUAGCGACCUGACUAGCAACUCAGCCGAAGGAACUGAGUACUUCAAGAUGCUGGUGGGGGUUUUCGCUCCAGAGUUUCGCAGCAUUAAGAACAUGCACUUGAGGAACUUCUACAUGAUUGUUCCUCCUCUGACUGUAAAUUUCGUGGAACACUCCAUCGGCUGCAAAGAAAAACUAAACAAAAAGAACAAAGUGGGAGCUGCGUUUACAGACGAUGGUUUCGCCAUGGGUGUCGCCUACAUCCUGAAGCUUCUAGACCAGUAUCAGGAGUUUGACUCCCUCCAUUGGUUUCAGGCUGUGAGGGAAAAGUACGUGAAGGAAAUGAAUGCGGUGGUGAAGGAGCAGAACGUUCAGUCCACCAGCCAAGAUGAGAAGCUCAUGCAGACCAUGAACCUGACCCAGAAGAGACUGGACAUAUAUCUGCAGGAGUUCGAGCUGCUUUAUUUCUCUCUGAGCAGCGCUCGGAUCUUCUUCAGGGCUGAUAAAACAGCAGCCGAGGAGACCCAGGAGAAGAAGGACAGAGAGGAAGUUGGCAAAACUGCUCCUGGUUCCUCAACGAUUGAGGGUUCUCCUGGGGAACUAAGCGGCAAGUGAAACUACGAAGCAGCUUGAAUGAUAUAAAUCAUGGAGGUUAUAAACAUUGAUCCUCCAGCCACUAUACUUCUGUUGGAGUCUGUACAGCAUCUUAAACUCAUUUUGGCAUUACGCCACCUGCACUCAUUAGACUGGAACUGACUGUGGAUUUGGACCAACGAUUUGGUUUUAGACCAUUAUUGUUUUAUAUAUCUACAAUGACAUGUUCAACCGCUGUUUUGCAAGCAUUAUGUUUUCAAUAAUGACGUGCUCAUGUAAAUUUGAGAAAUGUGAUUGGUAGAUGAGGUUAGUUCACCCAAAAAUGCAAAUUCUGUCAUUAAUUACUCACCCUCAUGUCGUUCCACACCCGUAAGACCUUCGUUCAUCUUCAGAACACAAAUUAAGAUAUUUUUGAUGACAUUUAAAUGCCCAGAAAGGUUCUGAAGACAUUUAAACUGUUCAUGUGACUACAGUGGUUCAACCUUAAUGUUAUGAAGCGACGAGAAUACUUUUUAUGCACCAAAAUAACAAUUUUAUUCAACAAUAUCUAGUGUUGGGCGAUUUCAAAACACCGCUUCAUGAAGCUUCGAAGCUUUACAAAUCUUUUGUUUCGAAUCAGUGGUUCGGAGCGUGAAAGUCACGUGAUUUCAGUAAACGAGUCUUCGUUAUGUCAUAAAUGUUUUGAAAAUUUCAAUGGUUCAUGUGACUUUGGCAGUUUGAUACACGCUCCGAACCACUGAUUCGAAACAAAAGAUUUGUGAAGCUUCAUGAAGCAGUUUUUUGAAAUCGGCACUGAAGCCGAAAAAUUGUAGAACAGGAAAGCGCUGCACUGUCUCUACAACGUAAACAGCGUAGGAGACUGACAGGGAAGAGAAGAAAUUGUUGAAUAGUCGUUAUAUUCUCGUUGGUUAAUAAAAUUAAGGUUGAACCACUGUAGUCACAUGUACUAUUUUAACAAUGUCUUUACUACCUUUCUGAGCCUUGAAAGUGAUAAUUAAAUUUUGGUCUAUGGAGGAGUCAGAGAGAUCAGAUUUCACUAAAAAUUUCUCCAUUUGUGUUCUGAAGAUGAAUGAAGGUCUUACAAGUGUGGAAUGAUGUGAGGGUGAGUAAUUAAUGACAGAAUUUGCAUUUUUGGGUGAACUAACCCUUUAACAUCCUCUUGAAUAUUAGGCACAAGUAAUUUUUUAUGAUAAAAGAUGUCAAAGAACUGAAUAAUGAAUGUUACAGAUUAGUUCACCCAAAACUAAAAAUUCUGUUAUCAUUUAUUCACCCUCAUGUCAUUUCAAAUCCGCAUUACUUUUAUUGUUUUUCAUCAAUACAAUGGAAGGCAAUGGGGACCAAUAUGGUUAUUUUGGACCCCAUUUACUUUCAUUAUAUGGACAAAAACGGUCCCACAAAAGAAAGAUCCCGCCCUACUCAAAUUCAUGUAGGUUUGGAAUAACACGAGAAUAAAUGAUGACAGACCUUUCAUUUUUGGUGUCAUUUGAAUGUUGAUUUAUGGAAACUAGAAUGCUUUUUUCUUCUGUCAAGAGUACUAAUUUACCCAAAUCUUAUUCAACUCCAUAAUUUUUGAAAUGUGACUUGUAUAAUAUAAAAUGUAGCACACAAACAUGUUCUGUUUAGUGUAUUUGUGCUGCCUAAAAUGUGUCCUGACAGUUAAAAACACAUAAAUUGUCCUUGAGCACUGUGAUGGAGGAAAUUGAAUUGCACUUGCCUUAAAGCUGCUGCUGUCUUACAGUAUUCAUAGUGAUCGACAAGCGCACUACACAGCAGUUUCUUCACAUCAGUGACAUUCCCUCUGAUUUUUCUUGUCCAUUUUGAUCGUUUGUGUGUAUUAACCAUUAACCUCAAGGCAUCUUUAUUAAAAGACUUGGAAAAAAAAAGCAAAA